AUGUCCGGGCUCCACGCGGAUCGAUUUCCUCGGAAAAGCUGCGAAUGGAGCCUCAUGGAGCCUGCCGGCGGUGUGGUGGACGUGCACGCGGACAGCGACGACCUGGUCACCGAAGUGGUGGACGUCACUGGGGGCUCCGAUGACGAGGAUCUGGUGGAGGUGAAGCAGGGCGCGCCGCCCCAGUACUUCCACGGCUAUCGCCGCGGCCGGGAGCUCGGUCGCGGGGCUUCCGGCCAGGUCUUCGUGUGCAACAAGAAGGGCACGCAGGGCGGGGGCUUCGCGGUGAAGGCGGUGGACCUGCGCCGGCUCCACUUGCAGCCCAACGCGGAGCGCGAAGAGAAGAAGCUGAGCCGCGAGGUGGAGAUCUUGAAGCGCUUGCCCCCGCACCCGGCCAUCGUUCAGCUCUUUGACACCUUCGAGGAGGGGGAUUGGUUCCUCUUGGUCUUGGAGCUGGUGGGCGGCGGCGACCUCUACACGGUGCUCACCAACCGCGAGCCCCCGCGGCUGCACGAGAAAGAGGCCGCCUUCGUGCUGGCGCAGCUCGCGGAGGGCCUGGGCUUCUUGCACAGUCAGGGCAUCAUCCAUCGAGACAUGAAGCUGGAGAACGUGCUGGUUGCUGGGGAGAGGAGGGAGAAGCCGUUCACGCUCUACACGGUGAAGAUCACAGACUUCGGGCUGUCCAAGGCCAUCGGGGCGGGCUUCAGCGAAGCGCGGUCCACGGUGGGCACUCGCCCAUAUACAGCGCCCGAGGUCUUGAGGGAGGACUCUCACGACUUCAGCUCGGACUUGUGGUGCCUCGGGGUGCUGCUUUUCGUGCUCCUGGCCGGGCACUUCCCCUUCUCCAAGAUCCCCACGAGGCAGGAGGAGCUGGUGGCCAUCGUGGGGAAGCUGAAGAUCAGCGAGACCGCGAAGUCGGUGGUCCUUGGCCUCUUGCAGCUGGAGCCGCGACAAAGGAUCGAUCUGGCCACCCUGAACCGCCACGAGUGGAUCUCUGAGGUGGAGAGCCAGGACGAGUCGGAGAAGCCCAAGCGCACCCGCUCGGUGACCCCAUCCCCGUCCCUAGCGAAUGUCCCGGAGAAGGAGGCGAUACCUUCCGCCAAGGACAAGGAGGACUCCGCUCCCGGCGCCGCCGUGCCCGAGCCGCCCGCGCUCACCGCCAGCCCCGCGUCCGGGCCCGGAAUCCCGCCGCCCCCGCCCCCGCCGCCGGCGGAGCUGCCGCCAACGGCAAAGCGCAACAUCCACAUGGUUCAAGGGGAGGUGGCACCGGCGAGUCUGCAGCCAGAGGUGAUGCAGGUGCACAUGGUGGUGCCGGACCGGCUGGCAGGAACAGUCAUGAAGGGCGUGAAGCAUCUUUCGUCCACCCUGGGCUGCCAGGUAAGGAUGAUCUCCAGGAAGACUGUGGGGGAUCAUCGCGUGGUGGAUCACCGGAUCGUGAUCAUCGGCAACUACCACCAGUGCAUGAUCAUCCAGGAGUUGGUCUACGGGCGCAUGGUGCAGGCCAUCCGAGCCGAAGGCCUGGAGCCCACCCUGGAGACCUCCGUGACUUUGUUCAUCCGAGCGGAGGCGGCGGGAGUGGUCAUCGGCAAGCAGGGCUGGGUCUUGGGCCGGGUCAGGAAGCAGUCGAACGCGCGCAUUCAGCUUCUUCGGGAGGAGAUCCGGGGUCAGAGGCCCUGCAUCAUCGAGGGCACCUUGCAGAACAUCCUCAGCGCCGAGAAGCACGUCUUCGACCUGGUGGCUGCAGUGCCCGUGCAGACCGACGCAGGCGUGGGCAUCCCUGGGCGGCGGUUUCUGUCGGGCCCCAACCUGCCGCGGACCCGGGUCUCCGGAGAGCCCUUCACCGGCACAGUGGUGAGCUGGAAGGGCGCAGUGGGCUGGAUUCAGCCAGAGCAGCCCUUGAACCACCCCAAGGCCUUUGCGCAUCGUCAGGGCCAGCUGUACGUCCACAUCAAGGACGUCUUGGGUGGCGAGAUGCUGGCACUGGGCCAGCAGGUGAGGUUCCACGUCUACGAGGACAGACCUGGGGAGCCAGACCCGUUUCGGAUCGUGCCGGACUCGGCGCAGAGCAGUGCUACGCCAUCUGAGACGGCGCGGCCCUGUUUCUUGCUGCUAGAGGGCGGCAGCUUUCGCAGCCGGCGCAACGCAAGGGCGACGGCAUGCGGCGACAGGCCCGGCGCGGUCGUGGUGGGGCGCAGCGACUUGACCGCCAAUGCGGCCGGCAGCCUGUGGCACUGCGGUGGCGAAACCGAGUCAGGGGUGGUGUUGUUGGACCAGUGCUCUGUGUCCGGCAGUCCCGCACCCAGCACCAACUCCGCCAGCCCGGCGGUGGUCGUCGGCGCCUUUGCCCGCUUAGCGCUGUGGGACUGCUUCGCUCCCACGAUGAAGAGUGGCACACUGGCUGCUGUCAUACGAGCAGAGGCCCAUUCUAGCGCCCUGGUGGCUGGGGACGGGCCCACCUUAGGCUGGCCUGGGUGGACCCCGAAAUCCCGGCGCUCCAGGCCCGAAGUGCCCACCGGGCCAUCCAUCGGCAAAGGUGUGGUGUCCUGGCUGGACGUCAGCGGGAAUCCGCUUUCGCCCGUGAAGGAGCCAUCGGCCUCGCGCCCUUCCUCGGCCUCGCAGUCCUUACAGAACUGGCCAGCAGCCUGGCCCCGCGGUCGGACCACCUCCACGGUGUCUGCCUUCUCAGAGCUGGACAAACCGGACGAGCCCAAGCCCGUGGAGAAGGACACGCAGGUGGAGGUUCCUGUAGACGUCUCCGCAGAGGAGCCGGCUGAAGUGCCGGAACUGGAGACAACGGUGGAGACGGCCACCGAGGUCUCCGAGGUGCCUGAGGAGGUGUCAGCGCCUGCAGAGGGCCAUGAUGCUUGGCUGAGGCUGAGAAUGGAGGGCAAGGCUGCAACCUUUGGCACCGAGGCAGAUCGGGUGACUUUGUUCGAGAUCCUCCAGAUGCUGGCGGUAAAGGAUGCUCACAAAGAGGAGGUCCUGGAUACUGUCGGGCUGGGUGGCCAGAUCAAGCCCCAGGACAUUGUGUACCUGCGGGGUCACACUGGCCGCUGGAUCACCACCAAAAACAGCACCAAGAUCCUGUGCAACGCCGCGGAGCGUGCGCAAGCGGCCACCUUCGUGAUCGAGUUCAAGGGCUUGGCCUUGAAGAGCGAUUGCCGCGUGGGCUUUAAAUUGGAGCCCGCUCCGGAGCAGCCGCUGUGGUUGGGAGUUCUGCAGUCAGAAGUUGGCUUGCUGACCAAAGGUGAGGGAACUUCAGACAACCCCAUGCGCUUCGUAGUGCAAACAGCGGGCACCAUGCUGUCCGGCACGCCAGUGCACCUGAAGUCCAUGGCCACGGGCAAGCUGGUGGAGGUGGAUGGGGGCGACGUUCGAGCCCGCAGCACCAACCACGGCACGCGCCAGCGGAUUUUGGUGGAGAAGAUGCCGACUGGGAUCCCCACGCCGGAGCCCUGCGGAGACUUGGAGCUCACCGUGGAACAGAGGGCCUGGAUCUACCUCCGCGCAGCUCAGUGCUCACUGGUGGACAGACAGGCCCUGGCGCGCUUCCUCAGCAGCCCCAAGCCCCACUGCAAGGAGCUCUUGAAGGCUUAUACCAAGCUAUGGGAGUCCGAAUGGCGCUUAGACUGGCGGGCCCAGUUGGAACUGGAGGAGGAGGGCCCGGCGAGUUCCCCAGGCAGCCGCCAGUCCUCGCGCAGCGGGUCGCUGGGCCCUGCCACCACUUCGGACUCCUCAAAGCCAAGGGCGCGGUCCCAGUCAAGAAGGCGGAUGAGCAGAACAGACUGGUUCCUGGGCAUUGUGGGGGGCGUUUCCUCCACCACGGACGACAAGAGCAAUGGGAACCUCUUUGUGUCGGCCAUGCGCUCCUUCUUCGCCAACGCGAUCCGGAUGUCGCAGCUGGAGGCUGACCCUGUGCAGCGGGUCAUCGAGGCCUUCGCUGAAGCUCUGGUGGCAGACGCCGCGUUCCUCACAUGCUUCGAGGCCUCCAUGUUGCCGGAGAAGGAGCGUCAGACCUACCGCACCCCCGACGAGGUCCUUUUCGGGUUGGCCUACACCACGUUGAUGCUGAACACGGACAUGCACAACAAGCAAGUGGCUGCAAAGAUGUGGGACCACAAGAAGUUUGCCGAGCUCCCAGCUGACUGCUGA
Messenger RNA from Effrenium voratum, 4149 nucleotides. The record is from the annotation of a GenBank genome assembly. Lineage: Eukaryota; Dinophyceae; Suessiales; Symbiodiniaceae.